Messenger RNA from Pectinophora gossypiella (pink bollworm), 2141 nucleotides. RefSeq names its product general transcription factor IIF subunit 1 (gene TfIIFalpha). The record is from RefSeq and is a predicted model, not a curated record. Gene Ontology annotation, cellular component: nucleus; transcription factor TFIIF complex. Lineage: Eukaryota; Metazoa; Arthropoda; Insecta; Lepidoptera; Gelechiidae. Gene Ontology annotation, molecular function: DNA binding; RNA polymerase II general transcription initiation factor activity; TFIIF-class transcription factor complex binding. Bases 190 to 1731 code for a protein of 513 amino acids. Gene Ontology annotation, biological process: transcription initiation at RNA polymerase II promoter; positive regulation of transcription elongation by RNA polymerase II. The transcript has 13 exons.
AUCUAAACGAAACUUGUCAUCUUGGCAAAUUUGCCAAAUGCUACGUUUUGCUUUUUUUCUUCUGUUUUCUCAUAGAUUUUAGGGAUAAGUAAUUUAAUUUCAGUAUGUAAUUGAAGAUUCUAGUAUAAGCUACCUUCCACUAGCUUAGUUUGUCGUGAAAUUUGUGAUCUGAGAAGAAAUACUGCAAAAAUGACGACCCCAGGAGCUUCAUCGUCACAGUCUGCAUCGGUCCAAGAGUUCAAGAUCAGAGUGCCAAAGAAUGUGAAGAAGAAGUACCACGUGAUGCGGUUCAAUGCCACACUGAAUGUUGACUUUGCCAAGUGGAAUCAUGUGAAGAUGGAAAGAGAGAACAAUAUUAAAGAGUUUAAAGGAAUCGAAGAGGAUAUGCCAAAGUUCGGUGCGGGGUCCGAGUACGGGCGCGACGUGCGCGAGGAGGCGCGGCGCAAGAAGUUCGGCAUCAUCUCCCGCAAAUACAAGCCCGAAGACCAGCCCUGGAUACUGAAGGUCGGCGGAAAGACUGGCAAGAAAUUCAAGGGCAUCCGUGAAGGUGGCGUAUCUGAGAACGCUGCCUACUACGUGUUCACGCACGCGGCCGACGGCGCCAUAGACGCAUACCCGCUGCAAGAAUGGUACAACUUCCAGCCGAUUCAGCGGUAUAAAGCUCUGUCAGCUGAAGAAGCAGAACAGGAAUUCGGCAGACGCAACAAGGUGAUGAACUACUUCUCGCUGAUGUUCCGCAAGCGCAUGCGCGGUGAUGACAUCGCCGACGGCGAGGAUGACCCCGACGAAAAAAAACCUAAAGGCUCUAAGGCCAAAAAAGAUCUCAAAAUAUCAGACAUGGACGAAUGGAUAGACUCGGACGACGAUUCAUCAGACUCCGAUGAUAAUAAAAAUAAAGACGAAGAUAGCGACUCCGGCGCUAAGAAGAAGGAAAAGAAGAAAGGUGCAGCACCAAAAAAGAAGAAGAAGGUAGAAGAUGAGGCGUUCGAGGAAAGUGACGACGGUGACGAGGAGGGACGGGAGAAGGACUACAUCUCCGACUCAUCGGAUAGCGAGUCGGACCACGAGACUAAAGCUAAUAAGGAACUUAAAGGAGUUGCUGAGGAAGAUGCGCUCAGAAAGCUGCUAACAUCAGACGAGGACUCUGAUGAGGAGGAGGAACAGAAGCAGGAUUCUGAGCAGGAGGACGAGCCCACCAAGGAGGGCGAGGAGCGCGCCAGCAAGCUCACCAAGAAGAAGAAGAAGACAGACACACCCAAGAAAGAUUCGAGCAGUGAGCUGAGUUCAGAUUCAGACACGGACCCAGAGAGCGGGUCUACCACCAAGAAACCCAAGAAGAGCAAGGAAAAGACCAAGGACAGUGACAAGAAUGGCUCCAGCAACUCUGCUGCACCAGGUGGCGCCAGCCUGCCUCGGGCCGGCACGCCGCCCUCAGCCGCCGCCAGUGCGGUGGCGGCCGCCAACGCCGCCAACGCUCAGCAGCCACCCAGCAAGCGACCCAAGCUUGACGCCUCUUACACCGAAUGCGGCGUGACGGAGGAGGCGGUGCGCCGCUACCUCGCCCGCAAGCCGAUGACUACGACCGAGCUAUUGACAAAGUUCAAGUCGAAGCGCACCGGCGUGAGCAGCGAGCGGUUGGUCGAAACCAUGACGCAGAUCCUCAAGCGGAUCAACCCGCUCAAACAGAACAUCAACGGCAAGAUGUACCUCAGCAUCAAGAACACUGCAUAGGCAAUGUGGUCGAGUUCUGGCACGCGGCACCAGUGGUUCUGCGGCGUGGCAGCAAUGAACAUCUGGACGAAGUAGACGAAGGCGAAGAUGAACCCGAAAGGCAGCAUGGCGACGAACAGCCACUUCUGGUAGCGGCCCAUCUCGCCGAUGUAGCUAAGCACUGACUCGAGGGUGUCGCUGUCUUCAUGAUUCUUCUUGUUCAAUUCUUCUUUUGUUUCCUAAAACAAAACACCAUUGGGUCGUGUACGGUCACGAGCAUUAAUAUGUAUACACUUUGGUACCAUGUCACAUUAACUUUUUUGACAAAUUAAACCGUAAUUCUCAUUAAAUGUCAAAUAUGAUAGUGCGACAGGGUUCUAAAAUGGGUACAUGAUAUUGCUCAUGACUGUACUACAUAACAUAACAAAUAU